AUGGCGCCAGGGAGGGUCCGGGGGGGGAACCCCGGGGCUGAGCCCGUCGCGGCGGGGGCAGCGCGGGGCCGGGCCCGAUGGGGCGGUGAGGGCCGGCGCCGCCCUGCGCCGCGGCCUCCCUCGCUGCCUUUCGGUUUCGUUUCCGCCGCGGCCGCGGCUCAGGCGCGCUCCCCCGCAGGGCCGCGCUGCCCGCUGCACGCCGCGCCCGGCGCCCCGGAGCCCCUCUGGAGGCAGCGGCAGACCGCCUCGAACACGGUGCAUCGUGCUGUGACGGGGGACGUGUUUGGGGUGCAGGAUGUGUUCGACCGGGGCGAAGCCACAAGAGCUGCUGCUGAAAGAUGCUCAGACUGGCAAUUCCGCUACAGCUCCGGCAACCUGGAGCUCUCCAGUGAGGAGGAGGGUGAGGAGGAGGAAUGGACUGCUUACAGCCAGGACUGUGACAUUCCCAGUGAGGACAGCAAUCACAACUACAACUUCUGCGGAUUCAAGAAGUCUUUCUUGUGCAAGGACUCUCUGUUUGCUGACUCCCCUGAGCGCUACUUAGAUGCAAAAAUGCACAUCAUAAACCUGCCCUGGAAACAGCAAGUUACACCUGAGGAAGCAGAGAAAAAUGCAAAGGAGCUGGUGGCGGAGGAGGAGCGAAUCAAAAAGAAAGCUGAGAAGAAGAAACUCAAGAAGAAGAAGCAGAAAGACCGGAAGAAACUAGAAAAAUUAUGGCAACGUCUAAAAAUCAAUGAGGAUGCUGAACUGGGUUCAUCAUCUCUGAACAGUACUGUGGCUGCUGGUAACGGUGAUAACAGCAGUGCUGAGGAGGCGAGGGACUGCCCAGAGUCCAGUGCCUCUCAGUGUCCUGGGGAGAGUGCAGUCUGCCCUGGAGACAAGGGAGCAGGAGACCCAGAGGCCAGCAUGGAGGAGGUGAUGGAGGAAGAGCUGGAUUUGAGCUGCACCUUUGUCUCCAAAGCGUGGCAGAAAGUAGGUGUGAAGCUGCCAGUGCCUGGGAAAGAGAAACCAGCCAAAACUGAUGAGAAACUGGCCAAAACUGAUGAGGCAGAGCCAGACAAAAGGCCCCAGGAGAAAGUGCCUGAGCCUGUGCUGUUGGAUGCAAGCGCAGUGGAGCAGAGCCUCAUUCUAGCAGGCUGCGGGAACGAGGCUGCGCAGAACGGUCGCUAUGCGGAGGCAGUGCAGGCCUUCACGGAGGCUGCGAAGCUGAAUCCCAAGGAGCACCGGCUCUUCGGGAACCGCUCGUACUGCUAUGAGAAACUGCAGCAAUACGAGGAGGCUCUCAGGGACGCGCAGUUGUCUCUCAGUCUCCAGCCCAAAUGGCCCAAAGGCUUCUUCCGCAAGGGCAAAGCACUGAGGGGGCUGAAGCGCUACGCCGAGGCUGUGAGCACAUUUGAGGAGCUGUUGCGCAUGUAUGGCUCCUACGCUGAUGCAGCUGCCGAGCUGAAGGACUGCCAGGCCCUGCUGCAGCAGACCAGCUCCAGUGGUGUGAGUAGCCCCGAGGGUGUCCCGGUACAUUCUCUGCUGGAAACUGGGGAGCCUCUGCUGGCUCUGUCUGGGGAGCAGAUGAAUGGAAGCUGCUGUGAAACGGACAGGAAUGGGUUUGUGACUGUCACAAACUCGAAGAGCCAUUCGAAAGGCCUGGCUCAGGCAGCAGUUCCAGCUAGCACCAAGCAGACCUUGCCGUCACAGCAUCCAGCCAGGGACUGCUAUCCUUUGUGGGUUGGGAACGUCACCGCCAAGAUCACUGAGAAGGUGCUGCAGAGCUCAUUUAGCCAGUUUGGGCAGAUCCGCUUUAUCCGAGUGCUUAAGGGGAGACACUGUGCCUUUAUCAACUUCACGCAGAAAGAAUCAGCAGAAGCGGCCUACAGGACGAUGAUGGAUGCCGAUGUGGAAGGGACCAAGCUGGUGCUGCAGCUCAAACACCCUUCUCACGCGACACCGCCCCCCGGCAGCACCCAGAGACCUGCUGUGGAGUAGGUGCCUCCACGGGGGCUCCCCUAGCCAGGACAGGGAGUAUGGGGAGUGGAGCUGAGCGCUGUACGUCUUGCACCACUGGGACAACGCAGAGUAGUGCUGCCCCAUGUCCUUGGCAGCCAGCCCCAAUGGACUGCCAUGGUGGGACAGUGUGCGGCUCUGGGCUGCAUUCUGUCCCAGGAGGGUGUGCAGCUCUGAGUCCCUGCUCCCCAGGGAGCUGACUCAAGUGCCUGCUGACUUGGAGAGCCCUUCCUCGUGGAGCUGCAGCAAUGAGGACAACAGCCUCUUGCCCCUGAGCUGUGGACUGGCGAAGAAGCAGGCACAGUGGUUUCAGGACCUUCCCAUCAUGUUUCUGUGGGAACUGGGGCUUUUUACUCAGCUCCCCCGAACUGGGCAUCUGAGCAUUCCCUGGGAGCCUGGUGCCAGUGGCAUCUGGGCAUCCUGCAGCAGGCAGGGUCUGCCCUUGCGGCUGUGGCUUGUGGCCCUGCAUUGGGAUUUUGGAGCAGGGAGGAGCUGGGGCACCAGCUCCAAGAGUGCCUUCCCUGCUGCUGUGGGAGGGCUAAGGCUCCCUGCCUGGCAGAGCUGAGGUUGCCCCAGGAGUCUGGCCCGCAGCAGCGCCCUGGCUCUCUCGUGGCCCAGCACUAAGCGAAGCCCGCGGCUCGGGGUGCAGUGCAGCAGGACCUGCGCCUGUCCUGGCACUUCUGUGAGCCGGGCUUCGCCCUGGCCCCAUGGCUGGGGCACAUUCUACCUCGUGCCACAUUGAGUGGUUGUGCCUUGUGGGAUCAUGUCUUGUGUAGGGUCUGCAGCCCCUGGCAGAGAGGGAGGGUCUAUAUGCAGCCCUCUCUUCUCCUGUCUGGGCAUUUUUACGGUGUCACCACAGCGUGGUGUGGCCCUCUCCCCUAGCUGGGUGACAGGGCUCUGCUGCGGGCGCAGGGCUUGCUCACUGCACAUGUAACCUGGGGGAUGCUCUGGCCUUGGGGCCGUUGUCCUGGCUGUCUGUGCUCUGGGAGGCUGGGCUGGGCCUGUGCUCACCUCGGAGCGCCUCGCCGCCCCACCAGCCGGUGGCCUGGGAGAACUGGCUGCUUGCAGUGGGGAAGGGCACUGUUGCAGGGACAGCUGCUACCUUCAGCUCUUUCAGGGAUUUGUAUCUGCUUUCAGUUUCUCAAUAAAACAGAUCCCGCACUGA
Molecule: messenger RNA, 3163 nt
Organism: Rhea pennata
Lineage: Eukaryota; Metazoa; Chordata; Aves; Rheiformes; Rheidae
Gene: TTC31
Product: tetratricopeptide repeat domain 31
Exons: 17
Coding region: 1-1980 (659 amino acids)
Molecular function (GO): RNA binding; protein binding
Source: RefSeq, a predicted model, not a curated record